Messenger RNA from Amoebophrya sp. A25, 5666 nucleotides. The record is from the annotation of a GenBank genome assembly. NCBI's taxonomy places the organism in Eukaryota, Dinophyceae, Syndiniales, Amoebophryaceae.
GUUAUCGUUAGCAAGAGGAGCGUAUUGGCCGACCAUGUGGGUGCUUGUAUGAAGAUGAACUAACGAUUGAGUCAUCUGUCAAGUAGAAGCUGAUUGUCAACAUUUGAUUGCUCGGACAACAAACGGUCUACUGACUACUAGUGCUGAGACUUAGUUCUUUCACUCACAGCUAUAACAGCAAAUUAUUUUUUUUGUAGUAUUUAUAUGUAAUCAACAUAGUAAGAUGAUGAUAUAUUUCCUCUAUUGCUAGCUGUACAACAAGAAGAACAGGAUCACCAAAAUGGAGAAUCUGUGCAACCAUUUGCAAAGCGUACUCAGCCAGGUCGGAAAACUGAUCGACAGUGGUAGGGUGCCAAGUUCGUCGCAGUUGGAGAGCUACACGAAGCAGGUGGUCGAUCAGCUGAAGUUAAGAAGUGAAGUUACCUCAUGCUCAUCUUCUGUUGAAGAUGGUUAUUAAGUGAUUGGCCUUUUUCUUCGCCACAGGGAAGGAUGGCAUCGAUUGAAUCAGCAGGGGGUAUUACGAUUCCGUCUACUACGACUAGCCCGCAACACUAUUUCUUUCAUCUUCGUUCCUUUUCGUCCACUUUAAUUCGUCCUGCUCUACAAAUAUGAUUACGUAGAAGGAAUUAUACUUAGACACAGAGCAGCAGCAGGAGGCUCUUAUAUUCAUUCUGUAAAAAACAUUUACCUGAGCACCUCCAGCUUCUAAUAAAAGGGCUGACGACCCGUGCGCCGCAACAUGUGAAGAGCGCGUUAGCGGUCCCAUGGACCGCGGAGUAUGACUAUGAUCGCAAUCAGUUGAUUCCCAAUGCGAAUUUCACUGCCGACAAACUGCUUGAGAUUCUGAAAGACCUACUGAAGAUGUUGCAGGGUAUGCAGACAGGAGGUGGCAAGGGUGCUGGGCCUUCUACCUCGACGUCUUCUAGCGGAAGUCACGGUGUUGGUGCGCCUGCUGCAACGGGGACAUCAACAUCGUCGAGCGGCCUUAUCGCUAAGGCCUCGGCUCCGAAGCCACAGCCGCCAGUUCCCACCACGACUAAGUCAACCGGUGCGGAAACACAGAGAACAGUUCUCAUGGGAAAGCAGAUGCAAUUCCUGAAGAAGGGCUGGAUGCAAGAUCUCUCUGGAGGUCAGGGCCAGGGUGCGCCGACGAGACGAGCAGAUGCACCACCAAUCUCUGAAGCGAGCAUGAAAAUGCCGACGUACGAAAAAAAGGACAUGAUUCUGUCUGCAAUCCGUCGGAACAAGGUGACCGUGAUUUCUGGUGACACGGGUUGUGGUAAGAGUACGCUAAUCCCGCAAUUGGUGUGUGAUGCUAUCAACCUCGUUCCAGACGACAAGGUUGUCGUCUGCACACAGCCUCGCAGGGUAGCGGCGAUCACAUUACCGGAGUACGUCGCCAAAGAUCGAGGGCAAACGAUGGGGGACGAAGUAUUUUCAAGCAGACUCUCAACCAUUUAUUUCUCCAAGAUCAAGACAUAAGUACCUAACAUCAAGACAAACUACUGGUAGAAUUAGAAGUACCUGCUAGCAAUGAAUUGUUGCGUACCUCCUGCUCGUUGUUUUCCAACAAGUUUAUCGUCCGAUGUUGCAUGGAUCAGUCACGACAUUAUUUCUAUGCCAAGAAGUUCUCCUAUAUGACCAUGAAGAUGAUGAUGAUGAAUAACUCUCAUCGCGAUCAUCGCUACCCUACUACGACGUCUGUCAGGUAGGCUACCAAAUCCGUUUUGUGAAUCAAUUUUCGGAGCAUACGCGUCUGAUCUACGCUACUACGGCAAUCGUGUUGCGCCGUCUCCAUGCGGAACCUGAUCUGGAGUCCAUCGGUUGCUUGAUAGUGGAUGAGGUGCACGAAAGAGACGUGUACACGGAUUUUCUGCUUCUGCUUAUCCGCGAAGCGAUGCUACGGGGGAAAAUGCAGCAUCUGAAGAUUGUAUAAUACCCUUGAUGAAAUAGCACAAAAUGAAAACUACAGUUUGAAUAUUCAUUGCUCUUUUGACGCAACGAUCGAGGAACCUAAAUCUCCACCCUUUAGUGACGCCUAUUUUGACAACUACGAAGACGAACCACCAAACUCAAUCAACAACAACAAGGUUCUGAUGUCUGCGACUCUGAAAGCUGAAGACUUUGCUUAAGGGUUGGAUGUUGGCACCUCUAUGAGCAUCUCUAUGGUUUUUUCAAGUAGGAAACAAAGCCAUAGAUAUGCGAGCUAGCGCGGUCAACUUUCAACCCCUAACUUGUGCGGUACUUUGAAAAAGUAAAUGGAGAAGGUACACUGAAGCCCGUUCACAUUCCGGGGCGCAUGUUCACAGUCUACGACUAUUAUUGGGAAGAUGCUUGCGAGUGGCUUGACUACUGUCCUCCCGCUAAAGUUAUGCUUCGGCUAGUACGUCUAUUGUUUUGCUAAGGUGCUUGGUCCUAAGCUCUUUGAAGAACUUGGAGAAGAUGAAUUUUCAGUGCUGAUUAUGAAUUCGAAUCCAGUAGUUGAUUCUAUGCAACAAGGAUUUCAAGAGUUUGAAAUGUGCUCCUUUUUUUCGUGUUCGGGCAAUAAGUAACGAAAUAAGUCGAUUCGUAAAGCAUUGAUGCGGCAAACUCUCGAAUUUUUAUGAUUCUCUCUAAUGAAGGCAAGGGAAAGGGCGGAAAGAAAGGAAAGGGCAAAAAAGGUAGGGGCGGUGACGAUGAUGAUGCCAACGAAUACGGCGCGAGCGAGAGGAAAGUGACGGACGUAAUGCGCAUAAAAAUGAUGAAGCACAGAAGUCAGCAUAUGCUGAGCGUGACGUUGAACUUGCAGAACUUUAUUUACGCCUUGCACUACUAGGAAUCAACCGCGGCGGUACAGCCACUGGUGUCACCAGCCGGUGGUCCCGAUUGUAUGAUAACCAUUUUGCAAAACACCUAGUAAAUUAUGACUACAAAUUUUCAAUCAGGUUUAUGAUCGCAUCGAGCGAGACGAUUCUUUGGUUGUGAAAAGGCCAGACCGGGUCUACGAGUACGCCAAGAAAUCGCUGUCCGCCUGUGUCUUGUGGCGCGAAAAGGAGGUGUAUAUCGAUCUCGUGAUGGAGUUGAUCAUGUAUUUUCACGAGCAUGAACCGAAAGGUCCUGGCGCAAUUCUGGUGUUUCUUCCGGGUUGGGGUGACAUUUCGAAAUGUUUCCUGGCUUUACACGCCAAAAAUCAAAAGUUCAAAUUGAUUACCCUCCACUCGCUGAUGACUCCGGAGCAGCAGCACGAGGCUUUUGAACCUGCACCCAAGGGGUACCGCAAGAUCGUUCUGUCCACGAACAUCGCGGAGGCCAGUGUAACCAUCGAUGACAUCGUCUACGUGAUUGACAGCGGCGUGCGCAAGGAGCGAAACUACAAUCCCGCAACCGGAUCGUCAGCCCUGGAUACGACGAUGGUGUCGCGCGCCAACGCAAUCCAGCGCCGCGGUCGUGCCGGCCGAGUGCAGGAGGGCAUGGUGGUGCACCUUUUUCCUAGCUACGCCUUCAAGGGAUUCGAGGAAUUCCCUACACCGCAAAUGCUCACGAGCAGCAUGGAAGAAGUUAUACUGCAAUCCAAAGUCAUCUACGGUGGAACCAACGACGAGGUUGCGAAGAUGCUUACGAGCAGCAUGGCCCAGCCAAGCAGUGCCGCUAUCAAAGACGCAGUCACGCUUUUGAAGGUACUUCCUACUACUAGUACGAUAUAAUUGAUGAAGAAACUAUAUUGAAAACCAGUUCUUCAAGUUCAAUAAACAAGUAGCUUCGGGUCGUGUUGAUAGAGAGAAAUAGGAGCGGAUGGACGAUUGUUUUAUUAAAACGAUCUGAGAUGAAGAUGUAGGUCUUGUUCAUCUUCAUCUUCAGACAAUGAACUGCCUGUCGCGUGGGGGUGAGCUAACUGCCCUUGGUCGAGCAACUGCUGCUAUUCCGAUCGCGCCGAUCCAGGCGAAGAUGCUGCUGCUUGGAGGCGCCUUCCGUUGCAUUCGAUACGCCGCUAUCGCCGCAGCUUUCUUGGCCGUGAAGAAUCCGUUCCAGACGCAUCCUGGGACCAAAGGGGGACGCGAUGCCGGCAAGGACCACUUCAACAAGGACUUUAACAGUGACCACGUAACGAACAUCCAGGCGUACUAUUUAAGGCUUCGAAAAAUACACUACACUUUCAGAGUUCUCAAGUAGAGGAGUCCUCAAGAAAGGCUUGUAUGAGUGGAAGACAGAAUGAACACUGACAUCGGUCAAUCAUCUGCUUUAGUAAUUAUCGCUUCUAUCUAAUCUACGAAUGGCGACAGGCCGUAAAGAAUCACGAGGGCGACGAAUUUUGCGAAGCUAAGGGGCUAUCACCGGAGGUGCUUGACAUGGCUCACAUGAUGGUUAAUCAAUUUUUGAAUUUUAUGCUCGAUGCGGGUUACAAUGGCGCCGACGUGAGCCCCGAUGGCGAUAUCAUGGACAUGCAGCCGUUCAAGAAGAACAGCGCCGAGCACUAUGCAUUGAAUUGCGCUAUAACCGGUGGAUUCUGGCCGAGCGCGUGCGUCCUGUAUAACAAUGGGCGGUCGCCUUCCUACUGGUACACCAUGGGGGGCGAGACCGUGUCUGCGUUCCGCGGCAGCGUCAACGCAGACUACGUCAUGUCCAAAAAGGACGGCGAUGAAUGGAUGGCCUACUGUGACAGCAUGAAAAUGGGACCGCACAACAGUAUCAUGGAUUCCUCCUUAGUCACAUCGAACUACGUCCUCCUCUUCGCGAACCACUUAUACGUGGACCGAGUGAGAAAAACUGUGCGAUUUGACAAGUGGAAAGCAGAGGUAGAUGACCUCCGUGAUUUCGACGAGAUCCUGCAUCUCCGAAAGGAAAUCAUGCCUGAGUUCAAGGAUGCCAUUGAAGGUAUUUUACCUGAAGAUUAGGACCUCAGUGAUAAUAUUCGUGAUAUCAUGAUCUAAAAGUAAGAGUCCGGACCGUACUCGACGUAAAUACUUGCUCUUCUGGUUCUUUUUCGUAGAAGCAAGUUUGAUUUUGUGCUACUUUCAUCAUGAUUUUUAAUGACUAAUGACAAGCACCCUUAGCGCGACAAGGUCGUUGGAAACCAAAGUCAACAUAAGCGUCAUUGUCACGACAGGUCGAGAUCUCUCAACAUUCCCGGAAUCGCUGACAAAGCGCAUGAUCAGCUUCGUGUCCGGUCGUGUGAUAGCACUGCGAAAUAUUGAUACCACGAAGAGCAGCAUUUACGACGAGCUACCAGAAGGUCAAUGGGACCAGCUGUCGCUCUUUGAGUGGCCCCAAGACGACGGCCCGGACGAUGACGAAGACGAGGACGUAGAAAUGAAAUAGCCAGUCGAAACAUGAAGAUGGUGAUGGAACAAUAUAAAUAUAAACUUUUAAAUAUGAAAAAACAUAAAGAAACAGCUGUAUAUUUUCAAUCUUCGAAUACUAGACCGAUAUACAUAUAUCUCCAAUUGCAAUUAUUUGCUUUUUAACUCGCUGUUUGAUGGAAGUAGGACGUUCAUCUUCUGUCGUCCCCGAGAAAGCGCAGGUACCCACCUUGAUUUUCGUACCUUGAUAGAUUCACAUGUUAGUUUCCCAAUCCCCUUUCCCUAACCCAAUAGAUCAACGGGACAAGCUGAUUCCCUGAAGCGCAUUCACGAUUUCACCACCGCCUCUACACGAAAAAGAAAUCACAAUAAUAAAGGCUGUGACUCAAC